Molecule: messenger RNA, 1647 nt
Organism: Raphanus sativus (radish)
Lineage: Eukaryota; Viridiplantae; Streptophyta; Magnoliopsida; Brassicales; Brassicaceae
Product: aromatic aminotransferase ISS1
Exons: 8
Coding region: 290-1480 (396 amino acids)
Biological process (GO): biosynthetic process
Molecular function (GO): catalytic activity; pyridoxal phosphate binding
Source: RefSeq, a predicted model, not a curated record
GAGUUAAUCCGGAGUUAAAAGUGUGGGGGUGGAUAGAGUUGGAGGAGAUCCUAGCAAAGGCGUUACUCUUUUUGGAUAAUUAAUUAACAUAAAAGUUGAUAACUUUCUUUAAGUAAAAACAAAAAAAAAAAUUAAAGGGGUGGGUUGGUGAAGAAGAAGAAGAAGAAGGAACAAGGAAGCAGGAAAGGCGUGGUUACCUGACCUCUUAUGAGUUUUGGUCAAAAGAUUCCUUUUUGUGCAUUAGUCUCUCUCUCUCUCUGUCUCUCCCUUAGAUAGAUCAGAGUUGGAAAUGGGAUCGUUCGGGAUGAUGCUUUCGAGGAGAACAUUGGGAACCGAUGUCCCUGUCAUGACUCAGAUUCGGAAAUUGAUGGCGGAGUUGACAAACCCCAUGUCUCUUGCUCAGGGAGUGGUGCAUUGGCAGCCUCCUGAAAAGGCGUUGGAUAAGGUGAAGGACAUUGUGUGGGAUCCUCUAGUCAGUUCCUAUGGUCCUGACGAAGGUAUUCCCGAGCUUCGGCUCGCUCUCCAGAAUAAGCUUCUUCAUGAAAACAACCUCUCCAAUUCUGCUGUCAUGGUUACAGCUGGUGCCAAUCAGGCGUUUGUGAAUCUUGUUCUUACACUAUGCGAUCCCGGUGAUUCUGUUGUCAUGUUCCAGCCCUACUACUUCAAUGCCUACAUGGCCUUCCAGAUGACUGGUGUCACCAACAUCCUCGUUGGUCCUGGCUCUCCGGAUACUCUCUAUCCCGACGCUGACUGGUUAGAGAGGACGCUCUCUGAGUCUAAACCGACCCCAAAGGUUGUAACAGUUGUGAAUCCUGGUAACCCAAGCGGCACCUAUGUCCCUGAACCCCUGCUCAACAGGAUUUCACAGAUAUGCAAAGAUGCUGGGUGUUGGCUUAUUGUUGAUAACACUUACGAAUACUUCAUGUAUGAUGGUUUGAAACAUUGUUGCGUUGAGGGAGACCACAUAGUUAACGUCUUCUCCUUCUCCAAAACCUAUGGCAUGAUGGGUUGGAGGCUUGGAUAUAUAGCUUACUCAGAGAGACUAGAUGGGUUUGCGGCAGAGCUAUUGAAAAUUCAAGACAACAUCCCAAUCUGUGCAUCCAUAAUAUCUCAGCGCCUGGGUUUAUACGCGUUAGAGGAAGGUGGUGCAGGGUGGGUAACAGAGCGUGUGAAGGGUCUGGUGAAGAACAGGGAGAUUGUUAAAGAGGCCCUUGAGCCGCUGGGUAUGGAGAACGUCAAAGGAGGGGAAGGAGCCAUUUACCUGUGGGCAAAACUGCCGGAGGAACACAGAGAUGAUUUCAAGGUGGUGAGGUGGCUGGCUCACCGUCACGGGGUGGUGGUGAUCCCGGGGAGCGCAAGCGGUGGCCCGGGGUAUGUCAGGGUGUCGUUUGGAGGGUUGAAGGAGGAAGCAAUGAGAGCCGCUGCAGAGAGGCUGAGGAAAGGAUUAGAGGAGCUGGUUCACCUUGGAAUGGUGGAGUGAAGAUGGUUUACUUUGCGUGUUAUUGAAGUUAUUAUAGCUUUUUCUCUUUUUUUUUUUUAAAUAAAGAUUUGUUUUCGAUAUUAGCAGAUUCAAAGUCAGUUUGAUGUAUUGGUAAACUAAAUAAAGCUGUGUUCCAUUUUGAAGGUGUAUGUAUAUUUUCCACUCUC